GUGACAAUUUGCAAGCGGACUCGAGAAGUCGAAGUAAACAAGAUUCGCGGCGGAAGCAGACAUAGGGCGACGCCGGAGCGGCUGGAGGCGCUGCAGCUGGUGGCGACGUUGGUGCUCUUCUCUGAUCGGUGGCGCCGUGGAGUUAAAGCGAGAAGAAUAGGAGGAGAGAGAUGAUUUGAUUCGCUAAUUGCGAGCCCUAAUUGUAUUAAAUUCGAUGUGUGCUCACUGAACUAUUGAGGCUAUCAACAAUUAGCGGAAAUACAUAAAUAAUAAUACGAGAGACCUAAAAUGGCGGAGAUAGGUCAAGAAUCGGUGGAUUUUUCGACUCUGGUGAGUCGAGCUGCAGAGGAAUCAUACCUUUCUUUAAAGGAAUUGGUGGAGAAAUCGAAAUCUUCUGAAAUGUCGGAUUCUGAAAAGAAAAUUAGCAUACUCAAGUAUCUUGUUAAGACUCAGCAGCGUAUGCUCCGACUCAAUGUUCUUGCGCAAUGGUGCCAACAGGUACCACUGAUACAAUAUAGUCAACAACUUGCAUCAACCCUGUCAAGUCAUGAAACAUGCUUCACUCAAGCGGCAGAUUCAAUGUUUUUCAUGCACGAGGGACUGCAACAAGCUCGUGCUCCAAUUUAUGAUGUUCCAUCUGCCAUUGAAGUUCUCCUUACAGGCACAUACCAACGUUUGCCAAAGUGCACAGAAGAUGUAGGCAUCCAAACCACUUUAACCGAGAAACAACAGAAACCUGUAUUAAAGAAAUUAGACACCAUAGUCAGAUCAAAACUACUCGAAACACCACUUCCCAAAGAGUUCACAGAAGUCAAGAUCUUUGAUGGAACAGUCCAUCUUUAUGUCCAAGGAGAGUUUAAGGUACUACUAACCCUUGGCUACCGUGGGCACCUUUCAAUGUGGAGAAUCUUGCAUUUAGAAGUACUUGUUGGUGAGAGAACUGGUUUAGUUAAGCUUGAAGAAAUGAGACGAUUUGUUCUUGGAGAUGAUUUGGAACGCAGAAUGGCAGCUUCUGAUACUCCAUUUGCAACUUUGUAUUCUAUUUUACAUGAAUUUUGUGUAGCUCUUAUUAUGGAUACUGUUAUAAGACAAGUUCAAGCACUAAGGGCAGGUAGAUGGAAAGAUGCAAUUCGGUUUGAACUCAUAUCUGAUGGUAGUUCAAGUCAAAGUUCUAUACAACUUGGUCAAGAUGGAGAGACUGAUUCUGGUGGUUUAAGGACUCCAGGGUUAAAGAUUCUUUACUGGUUGGAAUGUGAGAAGAACAAUGGGACAUCAGAUGCGGGUUCUUGUCCUUUUAUUAAGAUUGAACCAGGGUUAGACUUGCGAAUAAAGUGUCUACAUAGUUCAUUUGUCAUUGACCCUUUGACUAACAAGGAGGCAGAGUUUUCAAUUGACCAGAGCUGUAUUGAUGUUGAGAAAUUGCUGCUAAGAGCUAUAUGCUGUAAUAAGUAUACUCGUCUGCUUGAAAUUUAUAAAGAGUUGGGGCAAAAUAGUCAUAUUGGUCGAGCUGCAGGUGAUGUUCUUCUUCACACCCCAAUUGAUCCACCUGGCGAUGAGUACGAAAAGGACAACCAAUCAGAAUCUGAAGGACAGGAAGUACUACGUGUCCGUGCCUAUGGUUCAUCAUUUUUUACACUUGGAAUAAAUAUAAGGAGUGGGAGGUUUCUUCUUCAUUCAUCAAGAAGUACAGUUACAUCUUCAGCCUUAAGAGAAUGUGAGGAAGCACUAAAUCAAGGAAGUAUAACUGCAGCUGAAGCUUUUAUAAGCUUGAAAAGCAAAAGUUUACUUCAUUUAUUUGCAUGUAUUGGGAGGUUUUUAGGACUCCAGGUGUUUGAACACGGUUUUUCUCCAGUGAAAGUACCAAAACAAAUCUUAAACAGUUCCAACAUGCUUCUCAUGGGAUUCCCAGAUUGUGGGAGCUCUUAUUUUCUCCUAAUGCAACUCGAAGACAACUUUACCCCUAUUUUCAAGCUCUUAGAAACACAACCAGAUCCAUCUGCAAAACACGAACCUUCUGGCAUCUCAAAUCUUGUUACACGUGCUAAAAACAUUGAUAUAAAUCAAAUGCACAUUCUUGAAAGUCAACCCAGUUUGACCCUUUCCCUAACAUCUGACCCCACUUCUGAUCAUACUCUUCUUUCUGAUUUGGGCAAUGAAACCUCUGCUUCUGCUUCUGGUCUUUUGUCUGUUUUUUCUUCUAUUGUUGAUGAAGUCUUUGACCAAGAAAGACGGUCAACUGCCCCUGGCUUUCCUGUUCAGACUUUUGGUAAUGCCUUUAGUAAUAGUUUGUUGUAUAAUAAUAUGGGUAGUAGUUAUAAAGGUAGGCCCCAAUCUGGGCCCACCACUUCUUCUCUCAUUUCUCCCCCUGGAAGAAGCACAGUUAUAAAGAAACUUUCUGAUCAAGAUUUGGCUUCUAGAUCUCCACAUUCUGGUUUUAGAAAUUCUAUUGCUGGAACUUCAGCUCCACUAUCAGAUUCUCCAAUCAGAUACGAUCCCGGAUCAAGAAAACGUGCUUUAUUAGACAUGUUAGACUUACUCCCAUCACUCAAACCCUCAGAAACCCUUGAAGAACCCUCAAAAAGAAGGAAAAUUACCAAAAACCCCUCGGGGACACUCAGCAACAUGGAAAAAUACCGAUAUGUAAACCUUAUAGCCGAAGCAAACAAAGGAGACGCCCCAUCAAGUAUUUACGUUUCCGCCCUUCUUCACGUAGUCCGCCAUUGCUCUCUCUGCAUCAAACACGCCCGUUUGACCAGUCAAAUGGACGCCCUUGACAUUCCAUAUGCAGAAGAAGUGGGCCUACGAAACGCAUCUUCAAACAUAUGGUUUCGACUCCCCUUUGCCCGAGGUGACACAUGGGAACAUAUUUGCUUGCGUUUGGGCAGCCCGGGCAGCAUGUAUUGGGACGUGAAAAUCAACGAUCAACACUUCAUGGACUUGUACGAGCUUCAAAAGGGCAGCUCGGGCAACUCGGGCAGUUCGGGCACGCCAUGGGGUUCGGGUGUUAGGAUUGUGAAUACUUCCGAUAUUGAUUCCCAUAUUCGGUAUGAUUCCGAUGGUGUUGUGUUGACUUAUAAUUCGGUUGAAUCCGAUAGUAUUCGAAAGCUGGUUGCUGAUAUUGAAAGGUUAGCGAAUGCGCGUACGUUUGCUUUGGGAAUGAGGAAGCUACUUAUUGAUUCCGAUGAGAAAGACGAAAGCCGAAGUAAUUCCGAUUCCGGAGUUGGGAAGUAUCCGGAACAGAUGAGGAGGGCGUUUAAGAUUGAAGCGGUUGGGUUAAUGAGUUUGUGGUUUAGUUUUGGUUCCGGAGUUCUUGCAAGGUUUGUAGUGGAAUGGGAAUCGGGAAAAAGCGGAUGUACAAUGCAUGUUUCACCUGAUCAGCUUUGGCCUCAUACAAAGUUUUUGGAGGAUUUCAUCAAUGGGACGGAAGUGUCAUCUCUUUUGGACUGCAUCCGUCUGACAGCGGGACCCUUACAUGCCCUAGCAGCUGCAACACGUCCUGCCCGAGCUGCCCCUGUUUCCGGGGUCCCUAACACCGCACCUUCUUCAUCUCUCUCAAAACCAAACACAUACAACAACACUUCUUCACCUGCCGCCACAAAUCUUGGAACCCACACGGCGGCGAUGUUAACCGCCGCCACGGCCGCCGCCCGCGGCGGCCCCGGAAUCGUCCCGAGCUCUCUCUUACCAAUCGACGUCUCGUUUGUUCUCCGUGGCCCGUAUUGGAUCCGAAUAAUAUACCGGAAAUAUUUCGCGGUGGACAUGCGGUGUUUCGCCGGAGACCAAGUCUGGCUGCAACCCGCCACCCCGCCAAAGGGCGGCCCUACCGCCGGAGGGUCGCUACCUUGUCCCCAAUUCCGACCCUUCAUCAUGGAGCACGUUGCUCAGGAGUUAAACGGUUUAGACCCGAAUAAUUUCUCGGGUCAAGGAUCGACGAAUUCCAAUUCCGGAAACAGAGCGAGUCCGGCUGGAAUCACGCGUUCCGGGGUUCAACCGUUUAGUCGGGGUGCAACCGCGAUGCCGACAUCUUCGGGUUUAGGGAGCCCGGGAUUGGGGUUACGUAGGACACCUGGGGCGGUUGUUCCGGCUCAUGUUAGGGGGGAGUUGAAUACUGCUAUUAUCGGACUCGGUGAUGAUGGUGGUUAUGGUGGUGGGUGGGUCCCACUUGUUGCUCUUAAAAAGGUUCUUAGAGGGAUUCUCAAGUACCUUGGAGUUUUGUGGCUUUUUGCUCAGUUACCAGAGCUUUUGAAGGAGAUUCUCGGAUCCAUUUUGAAGGAUAACGAAGGUGCACUGUUAAAUUUGGAUCAGGAGCAACCCGCUUUGCGCUUCUUUGUGGGUGGGUAUGUAUUUGCAGUGAGUGUCCACAGAGUCCAACUUCUUCUCCAAGUUUUGAGUGUAAAACGCUUCCAUCAUUCUCAACAACAAAACCAAAACCAACAACAACCAAACGCAAUCACAGCCCAAGAAGAGCUCACCCAAUCAGAAAUCAGCGAAAUCUGUGAUUACUUCAGCCGCCGAGUCGCGUCGGAACCCUACGACGCGUCCCGUGUCGCCUCCUUCAUCACCCUCCUCACCCUCCCAAUCUCUGUCCUCCGCGAAUUCCUCAAACUCAUCGCGUGGAAAAAAUCGCUCGCGUCCCAGUCAGCAUCCGACACCCCGCCAGCUCAGCGAUCACGAAUUGAACUCUGCCUCGAGAACCACACCGGAGUUGAGGUUAUGUCGCCGGAAAAUGCAACCGGAAAUGGAAACUCUCCGGCGACGAAAAGUAAUAUACAUUAUGACCGGGGGCAUAAUGCGGUUGACUUUGGGUUGACCGUGGUGCUUGACCCGGCGCUUAUCCCGCAUAUAAAUGCCGCUGGUGGUGCCGCUUGGUUGCCGUACUGUGUGUCGGUGAGGUUGAAGUAUUCGUUUGGGGAGAAUCCGAAUGUUGGGUUUCUUGGGAUGGAAGGGAGUCAUGGUGGGAGGUCGUGUUGGGUGAGGGUGGAGGAUUGGGAGUAUUGUAAGCAGAGGGUGGUUAGGACGGUGGAGAUGAAUGGUGGUGGUGGUGGUGGUGGUGAUGGGAGUCAGGGGAGGUUGAGGGUGGUGGCGGAUAAUGUUCAGAGAGCACUUCAUAUGUGUCUUCAAGGGUUGCGGGGUGGCGGUGGUGGAGGAGGUGGUGGUGGUGGUGGAGGGAAUGUGACAUGA
Lactuca virosa is the source of this 5181-nucleotide messenger RNA. Lineage: Eukaryota; Viridiplantae; Streptophyta; Magnoliopsida; Asterales; Asteraceae. The record is from the annotation of a GenBank genome assembly.